Molecule: messenger RNA, 1138 nt
Organism: Cydia amplana
Lineage: Eukaryota; Metazoa; Arthropoda; Insecta; Lepidoptera; Tortricidae
Product: aldo-keto reductase family 1 member B1-like
Exons: 7
Coding region: 90-1046 (318 amino acids)
Cellular component (GO): cytosol
Molecular function (GO): aldose reductase (NADPH) activity
Source: RefSeq, a predicted model, not a curated record
CGCGUCAUAAGUUGCUAUAUUCGCUCGUAGAAUUUGAGUUCCUCGGUCUUUUGCUAUACUUCAAGACGUUUCUAACUCUAUUUACGAAAAUGGCUUCAAAAGUGCCUAAAGUAGCCUUCAACAACGGAUUCGAAUGCCCUAUACUUGGCAUCGGUACAUGGAAGUCCAAGCCCGGCGAGGUGACGCAAGCCGUGAAGGACGCCAUAGACAUCGGCUACCGGCACAUAGACUGCGCGUUUGUCUACGGAAACGAGCCGGAGGUCGGCGCUGCGCUCAGCGCCAAACUCAAGGACGGAACUGUCACGAGAGAGGACCUCUUCAUCACCUCCAAGCUGUGGAACACGUUCCACCGUCCGGACCUGGUGCGUGGCGCGCUCCUCAAGUCCCUGCAGAACCUCGGCCUUCAGUACCUGGACCUGUACCUGAUACACUGGCCCCAGGGCUACAAGGAAGACGGGGAACUGUUCCCGACGGACGCGGCCGGUAAGAUCCUUUUCUCCGAAGUGGACUACGUGGACACUUGGAAGGCUCUGGAGCCCCUGGUCGCCGAAGGCCUGGUGCGCUCACUCGGGCUGUCCAACUUCAACUCCAAGCAGAUCACUCGAGUGCUGGAGGUCGCUAAAGUCAAGCCGGUCGUCAACCAGGUCGAAUGUCAUCCGUACCUCAACCAGCAGCGCCUAAAGGACUUCUGCGAGGCCAGGGGAAUCAAACUGACGGCCUACUCGCCCCUGGGGUCCCCGGACAGACCGUGGGCCAAGCCCGGAGAGCCUCUGCUCAUGGAGGACCCCAAGCUCAAAGCUAUCGCUGACAGACUUGGCAAGACCCUUGCUCAAGUGCUCAUCAGAUACCAGAUCGACCGCGGCGUCAUAGUGAUCCCUAAGUCCGUGACCGCGUCCAGGAUCGCGUCCAACUUCGACGUGUUUGACUUCAAGCUGUCCAAGGAGGACGUGGACCUGGUCGACUCCUUCAACGUGGACGGACGAUUCGUCCCCAUGACCGCAUCUCUUGGGCACAAGUAUCAUCCUUUUGAAAACGACGACUUCUAAACUAUCUAUAAAGGUCCCGUUAUGUUUAUAACUUUAUAUGUAUAUUAUGUUGGUGCGUGCACAUUUUAUCUAUAAUAAAUUGUUGUAAAUAA